Molecule: messenger RNA, 3108 nt
Organism: Cyanistes caeruleus (blue tit)
Lineage: Eukaryota; Metazoa; Chordata; Aves; Passeriformes; Paridae
Product: acyl-CoA (8-3)-desaturase-like
Biological process (GO): lipid metabolic process
Cellular component (GO): membrane
Molecular function (GO): oxidoreductase activity, acting on paired donors, with oxidation of a pair of donors resulting in the reduction of molecular oxygen to two molecules of water
Source: RefSeq, a predicted model, not a curated record
AUGGCACCGCCGGGGGGUGGCGGGGAGGUGCAGGAUGGGGACAGGGAUGGGGACAGGGAUGGGGACAGGGACAGAGCCCCCACGGCGGGGAUGCGGCGCUUCACCUGGGAGGAGAUCGGGCAGCGGAACGGGCGGGGGCCGGCGCCGCAGGAGCGCUGGCUGGUGAUCCACAGGAAGGUGUACGACAUCAGCCACUUCUACUGGAGACACCCGGGAGGGGCCCGGCUCCUCGUCAGCCACGCCGGGCAGGACGCCACGGAUGCCUUUGUGGCAUUCCACGUCAACCAAGCGCUGGUGAGCAAGUACUUGAAGCCACUGCAGAUUGGGGAGCUGGCAUCAGACCAACCUAGUAUCGAGCCCAGUAAAAAUGAAAUGCUGGUGAAAGACUUCCGGGAAUUGCGUGCUACAGUCAAGAGAAUGGGACUCCUGGAGCCAAACCAACUCUUCUUCUUCCUGCUCCUGGCUCACAUCCUGAUCUUGGAUACAGCUGCCUGGCUCAUCCUCUUCUACUUCGGGACAUCCUUACUGCCCUUCGUUUUCUCCCUGCUGCUGCUGACCAUUUCACACGUCCAGGCUUCCUGGUUACAACAUGAUUUAGGACACCUCUCAGUAUUCAGGAAAACCAAGUGGAACCACUUUCUACACAAGUUUGUGAUGUGCCAUUUGCUUGGGGCCUCGGCCAAGUGGUGGACUCUCCUGCACUCCCAGCACCACGCCAAACCCAACUGCUUCCACAAGGACCCUGACAUUGAUAUGCACCCUUUCCUCUUCACUUUGGGGAAGAAAUUGUCUGUGGAGCUUGGCAUCAAAAAGAAAAAGUACAUGCCUUACAACCACCAACACAAAUACUUCUUCAUCACUCUUCCUCCGCUCCUGUUCCCCACCUACUUCCAAUGUCACACAUUCUACGUUGCCUACACAAAGAAGUACUGGGCGGACCUGGCCUGGAUGCUGACUUUCUUUAUCAAAUUCUUUUACAUGUAUGGAUCUUUAUUAGAAACAAAAAGUCUCCUGGCAUAUUUUUUUAUAUUCAGGAUGCUGGAGAGCAGCUGGUUUGUCUGGGUCUCACAGAUGAACCAUAUCCCAAUGGAAAUCGACUACGACAAGAAUUUGGACUGGAUGUCUACUCAGCUCCAGGCAACUUGCAAUGUGGAGCAGUCACUGUUCAAUGACUGGUUCACGGGGCACCUCAACUUCCAGAUUGAACAUCACCUGUUCCCCUCCAUGCCACGGCACAACUACUGGAAGGUGGCCCCUUUGGUGAAGUCCCUGUGUGCCAAGCACGGCAUUGAGUACCAGUGCAAGCCUCUGCUCACAGCCUUCGCAGACAUCGUGCACUCCCUGAAGAGCUCAGGAGAGCUCUGGCACGAUGCCUACCUGCACAAAUAAAGGACAAGGCUUGGUGCUACCAUUCACAGCCUGCCACAACUGCUUUCCCAGCAAGCUGAGGGGCAGGGACCACAAGGGACUCUCUGGCAGAAGAAUGUGAGUAAGGGCUGAGGGAUAAAAUUCCAAUAGAGAUGAAGCCACCUGAAUUUUUCUUCUGGUUUUUCCUGGGGUUAUGUUUCAGAUAUGUUAGGAGUCAGCAGGGCAAGCAGAAGGUGAAUUGUUAGAAGAGGGAGGAGCUCUUUGCUGUGUGAGUCUGAGCAUUUCUGAGCCUAGGCAUGGGCUCAAGUGAGAUCAUGAACUGGUGGAGCUGCACACACUCAACUUCACAGUAGAGGCCUCUGACCAUGUUGUUGGGUUUUUGGGAUUUUUUUUUUCCUUGUGUGGAGGGUUUUAUGCUUGAUACAGCAUUUGCUUACUUGAAUUUGAAACUGCGAAGGAUUUUGGAUGAGCGUGGAGUUCCAGCAAUGUGCUUAAACCACAAUAAAUCAAGAUAAACUACAGAAACACUUGGACUGUAGCAAGUGCACAUGCAGUGAAUAAAAACAUAAAUGUGUUUUCAUUACUGUUCUCUAGAGCAUCCUCAUUGUCACAAGGCCAAGAAACACAUGGGUUAAAACUAGCUCAAGGCCUCUGCUCUCUUCAAAAUGUAUCUGCUUUGGGGGGGUUUUUGUACUUUGAGCUGGGCCGAGACGUGCACACUACAUGUACACUCCCCACCUACACAGGACUCAGAUUAUACUACAGAAAGGUAAACCAAAAGUAAAAUAAAUCACCUACAGAUACUUGAUCAAAUCUGAAAGUUGUUGUUGCAGCUAAACCAAGAUUAGACCAGAUUUUGGCUGUGCCAGGUAGAAGGUGAGCUAGUGGAAGAGGCUGGUCCAGGUACUUUGAAUCACCCUUGAGAGGAGAAAGUAUUUUUCCAUUAAUUAGUAAGAAAGCCUGUUCUUCAUCCCAAGUGAGUACUACAGUGGGUACAUACUCACACCCUGAAAUAAAAGACUAGCUUUUGGAAAGGAGACUAGGGGAACAACAAAGUUCAUUUGAAUAUUAGCAGUUACCACAUUUUUUUUCAAUAAUUCAAAGUUAAUAAAUAGAAAUCUCAAAAGGUAAAAACAUGUAAAAAAGUCUCUGAUGAUGUAACAAAUGGACUUUGUACUACUUGUGCAAUGAUUGGCUGAAUUACUGAAAAACCUUUAACCCUGCACAGUCAGCCAGAACAAGGAAAAGAUUUGCUAUGAAACCAUUUUUCCUGCCUUGGAAAAAGUGCAAUUAUGUUUAAAGGUUAACAGCACAAAGUACAAUGCCUGACCCAUGGGAGCAAAGAAGCAAUUCCCAAAAACUCUGUGGGAAAAUUAAGAAAUAAAAAGCAGGAGUCACAACAGUAUCACUUACAAACACAUUUCCACUACUUUAAAAAGCCUUUUGAAAUUACCUUAAGCAGCCUCUGAAAAUGAUUUAUUGGGUAGAUGAAAGGCCUGAUUUUGAAGAUCAUAAUUUGAUUUCUGGACCUUUGACAUCACUGGGCUCCUGGUUCAGGACCCCUAUGAGUCAAAAUGCAAUUAAAGAAGAGAGCUGUGAAUGUUUCUAUUGGUUCUGUACUGACCCAGCAGUGCUCCAGCGAGGACAGGUGUGCAAGAGGAUUGAGCAAGACUGAGAUGAAGAGCUGUGGAUAAAUAUGGAAUAAAGCCUAAGCAAUAAAUGGAUCAAUGCCAGAGCAAA